AUGGGCCCCUAUAUACCGCCUCCUCAUGCUGCUGCCAGGCCCCUAAUCUGCCAUGGGCCCCUAUAUACCGCCUCCUCAUGCUGCUGCCAGGCCCCUAAUCUGCCAUGGGCCCCUAUAUACCGCCUCCUCAUGCUGCUGCCAGGCCCCUAAUCUGCCAUGGGCCCCCGUAUACCGCCUCCUCAUGCUGCUGCCAGGUCCAGAGUCUCUCAUGGGUCCCUGUACGGCCUCCCAUUGCUGCUGUCUCCAUCGCCACACUCUCCCAUGUGCCACUUUCAGGUCUCCUCACACUGCUGCGUGUUGAAUUUUUUGACAUCAGGGUGCUGGCAGAUUACGGGCCUCCUAUGGGCUGCUGCCAGGUCAAAUCGGCCAUGGGCCCCCGUACCGCCUCACGCUGCUGCUGGUGCCCACAGUGUGACUCUGGGUCCCUGUACGGCCUCCCAUUGCUGCCACUCUCGCCACACUCUGCCAUGCCACUUUGAGGUCUCCUCACACUCUGGGUUGUCCAUUUUGUGACAUAGGUUGCUGGCAGAUUACGGGCCUCCCAUAGCUGCCGCCAGGCCCCAUAA
Molecule: messenger RNA, 566 nt
Organism: Staurois parvus
Lineage: Eukaryota; Metazoa; Chordata; Amphibia; Anura; Ranidae
Source: the annotation of a GenBank genome assembly